This is a messenger RNA of Magnolia sinica, 1840 nucleotides long. Its product is annotated as cysteine--tRNA ligase CPS1 homolog, chloroplastic/mitochondrial-like. The record is from RefSeq and is a predicted model, not a curated record. Gene Ontology annotation, cellular component: cytoplasm. Bases 666 to 1493 code for a protein of 275 amino acids. NCBI's taxonomy places the organism in Eukaryota, Viridiplantae, Streptophyta, Magnoliopsida, Magnoliales, Magnoliaceae. Gene Ontology annotation, molecular function: ATP binding; cysteine-tRNA ligase activity. The transcript has 6 exons. Gene Ontology annotation, biological process: cysteinyl-tRNA aminoacylation.
CAUAUGACAGUCAUACAAUUAUUUAGGAUUUGCAAUUUGGGUGUACGAUUCAAAUUGUACACCCAUACGAUAUGAUAUGAAUUGUACGAUUCAUAUCAUGAUGUGAAUAGUAUGAUUUUGAUAACAUUGGUCUUGCUAAUCUAAGAAUUUGAUACGAACUUAACCACUAACAUCACUCCUACGUGAUAAGAUCAGUUUCCCAAUCUCUGCCACUAUUUUUUUCUUCAUUUUCACCUUUAGAUGCAUAGACGUUGCAUUUUACAAACUUGACCCUACAAUUCUUCUUCUUAUAUCCAACCUUUCUAUAUUGGUAGCUUGGGAUUAACCUUCUCGUGCUGCUUUUAAAUAAUUUCGGUUGAUGAGUAAACAUAUGCUUUGAACUUUUUUUCCCCCCCUCUUUUAAUAACAGAUAGAACCUGUCUUCCGCUCGUUUGAUUUUUGAAAAUUAAUGCGAGGCCUUUUCAGAAACUUGUAUGUCUAAUAAUUGGUAUUUCCUGACAGAUUAUUCAUAAUGGAUUUGGCUAUGUCAUUGAUGGAGAUGUGUACUUGUCUGUUGAUAAAUUCUCCAGUUAUGGUCAUUUAUGUGGAAAUAAAUUGGAAGAUAUUCAAGCAGGCGAAGGGGUCGUCAUUGAUCCUAGGAAGAGACACCCUUUUGAUUUUGCAUUAUGGAAGGUGAAUCAAGCUGGAACAGUCCCUGGGGCCCUGGAAGACCAGAUUGGAAUAUUCAAUCCAGUGAGAUGAGUAUGCAUGAUUUAAAUCCCUCCUUUGACAUUCAUGGUGGAGCAAGGGAUCUAAUCUUUCCAAAUCAUGAGACUGAGACUGCCCAGAGUUGUGCUGCCUGUUCAGUGAACAAUGUGCGGUAUUGGAUACACACUGAUUUUUUCUUAAAUGGAAAUGGAAGUAUAGAAAAUGGAAGUACAGAACUGCACAAGUCAAUAGGGGAUUUUAUUACGAUCCGUAAGGUCUUAAGAUUGUACCACCCUUUGGCAUUGAGAUUUUUCUUGAUCGACACACACUACCAGUCUUGGGUCCAUUACACCAGUAAAGAACUUGAAAAUGCUUCAGACCAAGUUUUCAACAUUUAUCAGGCAUUAUACAACUGUGAAAUGACUCUUUCUCCAUUUCGAGAAAAGAGUUUCAAGGAUGAAAUCACACCCUCUAUCCAAGACUGCAUUCGCAGGUUCCGUAAUUGUUUCCAGAGUUCAAUGGCAUGUGACUUGCAUGCCUAUUGUGUUUUGAAUGCAAUAGGGACAGCCAUGAAGACCAUUAACAUUGUUCUUAACUCAUUAAAGAAUAAUCAGCAGCAGCCAUCACUGAUUCAGUCUCUUAUUGCAUUGGAGAAAGAAGUAAAAGAUGUUUUGAAUAUUUUGGGGCUAAUGUCAUCUUCAACUUAUUCCGAGGUUCUAAAACAGUUGAUGGACAUUGAAGAGAACUGGGUUGACAGAGGACCAAGUGCUGCAGCUGAUUCAGCAAAGGAAUUCAGCGAGAAAUAAGAUGAAAGAAAAUUUCCAUGCGCUCCGAAGAGUUGCACGUGGAAGUUUAAUACGCACAGGAAAAUUGACACCAUGUGAGAUCCCAGUGGAUAAACCCUGAGGUGCUGCUGAUUCAAUUAUGAAAAGAGUCUAACCUUUCUAUUUAUAAAUUUGAAUUUUUAGGUUCUAUUGAUUGAACUUUUGGGUGAAUUAGUACACUAUAUACAUGCCCCUGGUCUAUGUUACACCUUUUAUGAUUCAUGUCAAUGUCCAUUAGGUCUGGACCCAAGAUUCUAACAGUCUAGAUUGCCACAUGCUUUUAUCAUCCAUGACUCUUGAAUAGAAAUCUGUUUAGUGGUUCUGAUUCA